Bombina bombina (fire-bellied toad) is the source of this 8083-nucleotide messenger RNA. RefSeq names its product inositol-3-phosphate synthase 1 (gene ISYNA1). Gene Ontology annotation, molecular function: inositol-3-phosphate synthase activity. NCBI's taxonomy places the organism in Eukaryota, Metazoa, Chordata, Amphibia, Anura, Bombinatoridae. Gene Ontology annotation, cellular component: cytoplasm. The record is from RefSeq and is a predicted model, not a curated record. Gene Ontology annotation, biological process: phospholipid biosynthetic process; inositol biosynthetic process. The transcript is spliced from 11 exons. Bases 132 to 1820 code for a protein of 562 amino acids.
CAAAAGUGGAGAGAUGGGAGGGGAGGAUUACACUGAGCAUUUGAAAUAAGAGAAGUGCGUUGUAUAGAAUCGGCAUCUUAUCUCCUGACAGCAACAUUUGUGCAUCUACUCUGAUCUCCUCCAGAUUUAAAAUGGCAGAGAAAUUCAAGGUUGAAAGCCCAAAUGUGCGAUAUUUAAAGGAUGUUAUUGAAGCAGAUUACAACUAUGACACUACGCAAGUCUAUGAGGAGAAUGGUUUUACGAAGGUCAAACAAUGUUCUACCAAGUUCACAUUUCGGACAGAAAGGAGGGUACCUAAACUUGGUGUCAUGCUGGUUGGCUGGGGAGGAAAUAAUGGUACCACUGUGACUGCUGCUGUUUUGGCCAAUCAAAUGGGUCUUUCAUGGAUGACCAAGACAGGAAAGAAGGUUGCUAAUUACUAUGGCUCCUUGUUCCAGUCGUCUACUGUGUGCCUGGGCAGCAGCUCUUCUGGGGAUGUCAAUGUGCCCUUCCGUGAUCUUCUACCCAUGGUGCAUCCUAAUGACAUAGUAUUUGAUGGUUGGGAUAUUUCUUCCCUAAAUCUGGCGGAUGCAAUGAAGAGAGCAGAAGUUCUGGAUUGGCAGCUUCAAGAGAAGCUAAGGCCUUACAUGGAGAAAAUGAAGCCUAGGCCUUCAAUUUACAUCCCAGAAUUCAUUGCUGCGAAUCAAGAAGAUAGGGCAGAUCACAUCAUCCAUGGAACCAAAGCAGAACAGGUUCAGAAGAUCCGAGAAGAUAUACAAGACUUCAAGAGGACAAGUGGGGUGGAUAAAGUGAUUGUAUUGUGGACAGCUAACACAGAACGGUUCUGUGACUUAAUUCCUGGAGUAAAUGACACAGCAGAUAACCUUCUUAAAGCCAUUAAGAAUGGCUUAGAAGUAUCCCCUUCAACACUGUUUGCAGUUGCAAGCAUCCUUGAAGGCUGUGCAUAUAUAAAUGGAUCCCCCCAGAAUACUUUUGUUCCUGGAGCAAUUGAGCUGGCGAUCAGACACAAAGUUUUUAUCGGUGGAGAUGACUUUAAGUCUGGACAGACAAAGAUAAAAUCUGUGCUGGUUGAUUUUCUGAUCAGUGCUGGUCUAAAGACAGUCUCCAUUGUAAGCUAUAACCACUUGGGAAAUAAUGAUGGAAAGAAUCUUUCGGCUCCUGCACAAUUCCGCUCCAAAGAAAUAUCCAAGAGCAAUGUGGUAGAUGACAUGGUGCAGUCCAACCCAAUUCUGUAUGGGCCGGGUGAAAAGCCUGAUCACUGUGUGGUUAUUAAAUAUGUUCCUUAUGUUGGAGACAGCAAGAGAGCCAUGGACGAAUACACAUCUGAGAUAAUGAUGGGGGGGACAAAUACCAUAGUUCUCCAUAACACAUGUGAGGAUUCCCUGCUUGCCAGCCCUAUUAUUCUGGAUCUAGUGAUGCUAACUGAGCUCUGCCAGAGAAUAAGCUUCCGCACUGAGUCUGACCUGGAAUUCCAGACCUUCCACAGUGUCCUUUCUAUCUUGAGCUUCCUCUGUAAAGCUCCCCUGGUUCCAGAGGGCACUCCUGUCAUCAAUGCUUUCUUUAGGCAAAGGAACUGCAUGGAGAAUAUCUUUAGGGCUUGCUUGGGACUUUCUCCUCAGAAUCAUAUGAUGCUAGAGCACAAGAUGGAGAGAAGUUUUGUCAGCCUCAAGCGACCUGGCACAAUCUCUAAGCCUUGUCCCAUCUCCAGCAAGAAGGGUAACAGCCAGUUCAACGGCUUUCAUUGCAAGAACAUCAGCAAUGGCCACUCCAAUGGACUGGAGAAAUCUCUGACUAACAGUGACACAGAGAUAGAGAAUUAGGAGAAAAGAAGACUCAUCAGAAGACAUGAUACAUCAAAAAACUUGUAGUCUGGAAACUGCACUACAGCCAUUGCACUAAUACUGAGUUCUUUGUUAGAUGUUUUUAGCUGUGUGUGUUGUGUACUGACAAGAUCUAGAACCGAAGUUCUUAAACUCUGAUCACUGGAUCCUUGGUUGACCUCAACUGAUGGUGGCAAUAACCAAAGCUCAGUUAAACAUGUUUCAGAUAUCCUAGCAAAUGGUGUCACUGCUCUAGUGACACUUGAUACACAGAAUGUAACAUUUGAUAGGACUUUCUUGUAACAAUUUUGUCUGAACUUUUCUACCUAUUGUAAAAAAUGUAAUCCAAUUUGGUCUUUGACAUUUUAACAUCUGGAUUUAGCACAAUAUAUAUUGUGGCCAUCACUGCAUAUUCUCAUUGAGGCCCUGAUAGAAUUCUCCAGAUUGGAGAGAAAUUGUAGUGCAGACUUCACAGGGGCUGAACUCACUGAGUGCUGGAAAAAAAGGCGUAACUCUCUAGCACUGCAAAAGCUGUCUCAUUUUUGUAAGUGAAGGAGAGACAAGCUCAGUCUAUUAUAGCACUGCAUGAUAUGAGAGCUUUGUUUCACUUACACUUUAUUCUUUGUAUUUUAUAUUACUAUACAUUUACGAUUGGGUCCUUUCAGUGUUAUUAAAUUUAUGCUUUGCACUUUCUCUUUUAUAUUUUAAUACAUUUAGAUCUAGUGGUGCUUUUACAAAUUCCAAUUAUACUAGAAAGUUUGUGUUACUUUAACAAAUUAGGAUCAUACUUUGUAUAUUUCUGUGUAUAUUUUACAAAUUACACUGCACUUUGUAUUUGCUUCAUUGUAAACUAAAAUUUGGAGAGACAGGGGCGUUCCCUUGGCUGAACAGGGGAAUUCCCAGGUAUGCCUAAAGCGCUCUCUCAUACGCCUUGUGAAAUUUUGUAAGCAUUUUAAACGAGCUGGUUUUAAUAAAUUAUAUUGCCAGCUGUAUGCACAAAAAUUUGCAAUACACUUAUUUUAACUUACAGAAAAGCUAUAUAUAGUAAAAGAUAGACAAAAGCAAGUUAAAGUGUAGUGAAACAUUUCAGUUUCAUUUGUAAUUGAUGCAAACAACUGAGCCUUUAUAUCAGCCCCAGGUGGUCUCCAGUUACCUUUUCUCUCCCAUGGGAAACUUUGUAUCCCAGAGAGCUUUGUUACUUUCUAUAGAAGGCAUCUCUCUGGGAUUUCCAUGUUCCUCCCCUGUAAAAUCUGUACUAUAAUUUCUCUCCAAACUAGAGAAUGUUUGAUUAUCUGGCCCAUAGAAAUUAACGAAGCUGUCUGGAAAACUGGAACUGACAGUUUUCAGUUGUAAUUUAAAAAGAUGAAAUGAAAAGUGCAAAAUAAUUUGUAAAUAUACAAAGUAUGAGACUCAUUCGUUAGUCACACCGAAACUGUGAAGUGAUAAUAAGAAUGUGUAAAAUCACAAUCCUAAAUGCACUGCUGUAUACAAAAUAGAAAAUGUAAUAAAAGUUAAUCUGAAGUGUAAAGUAAAAACACAAAGUGUAAAUGCAACAGAACUGUCAUGCAGUUCUAUACUGCACUGGGCUUGUCUCUCCUUAACAUACAGAAAUAUGCAGGGAGAAGUAAAGCAAAAUCUGCCUUUUGAAAAUGUCACGGGGGGCAAUUUAUCAAGCUCUUUGCCUGCCUAGGACUGCAGAUUCUCACAAGAGAACCUGUGCGCCAUAUUUAACAAGCAGCAGUCAACAGAACGCUGCUUCCCUACCCUUUCGCCACCUCUUAGGUGGCGAAUUUUAAUCUCCCCGGUCUAGUCCGACCGGGGAGAUUGACAGCUCUUGCCCACACAUGAUUGGCUGGGCACUGGGAGGGGGCGGGAGUGCAAACGAGGGCAAAAUAGCGCUCGUGUGCAAUGCUGAAUUCCGCCAGGGGAAUACAGCCUGCCAGAGGUGAGCUGCGGCGGACAGGGGUGCGUGUGUACGCCCCUGUCCGCCUCAGCUUGAUAAAUUGCCCCUUAGGGAUCUCGCAGUGCUGGAGGAUCAUUUUAGAUCAUCUCGCCUGAGCGGAGAGAGGUUUUGAACAUCAGGCCCUGAGUCAGACUUUACAGUGUGUGUGUGUGUGUGUGCGCGCAUGCUGGCGUCUUCGGAUGUGUUAGAAACCUACACUUAAAUCACAAAUAACCCAUCACGUCUGUCAUGUUUGUUUAUAACCUCAUCCCCAUUUAAUCAUGUGACUUAUUUUAUUUUGCUAAUAGCCUUAUUUCUGUCCUAAACAUUUCAGAUUUCCUUUACUUUAUUUACUUUUAUCACACAUCACAUAAGUCAAUUCUCACUUUUUGAACUUUUGAAUCUUUUUUUUCUAAAUAUUCUUUCUAAAUUAUAGUUUCAACUUGUAUGGGUUUUUAAGAUAUUCAAAUAUUACUGUCAUAUUGCAUCAUUUUUUUUCUCUAAGUAUAUUAAGGAUUUUGUCUUCCAUGUUUAGAACUUUUAAUUGUAUCUUUAUAUGAAUGUGGUAUUUUGAAAUUAGCAGAGCAGUUUGUAAUGUCUACCUAGUGAUAUUGUCCAGCAUCACUACCUCUUGGUUUCUAAAUACCUCCCCCAGAACAAUGCAGCAUCCUCAUUACUUUACUGCAUUGCUUAGACAUUGAAACUACAUAGUGGAUAUAUUUGGUGUAAUCAUUUUUUUUGUAUACUCAUAACACAUUUUGUUUCUGUAAAUGACAAAAAUUUCUCCUAUAUUUUCACUGAUCAUAUUUUUGUUAAAUACAUGUAUUGUUGGAGGAAAAUAAUACAUAAAAUACCUUUUGUUACCCCCGGCUAUUUUUUAUUUUAUUAUUGCAAUUAGACGUACAUUUAAACUUCUAAUUCACCUGUGAGGUAUCUACACAAAUCAUACUUUAGAUUUUUUGAGAUAGUAAAAUACAAUAAGAGCCAGAAUUUCAUUUAAUGGGAAAAAAAAGGUUUUAUAUUUAUUACAAAUUAUGUAUCCUGUAUGGAUUUUACAAGUUAAUUCGAUCUUGAAUUUUUAAUUUUAAUGCUAAUACAUUUUUUUUUGGAUGUGGGACAGAUACAAAAUUCAGUCUUUGUUGGAAAAAGUUUUUUAGCACUAUUAAAAACGUAUUCCUUAAAAAUAUUGAAUGGAAAAAAAAGUUUGAGAAUUGGAAAACAUAACUAGAGACUGGGAAAUUGCGGUUUAAGCACAAAAAAUCUGCUUAGAAGAUAAUUUAUAAAGAUAGCUUAUUUGUGAACACAUUUCACAUGUGUCUAUGGUGGACCAAAUAUACUUUUAUGGGAUGGCUUUAAACAAUAAUUUCAGUAAUAGAGCUUAGACAAAUGUUCUAGCAGGUCAUUGUACUUAAAAAUAUUCUGUCAUUUAUAUAAAAAAUCAGUAUUUAAACAUGUUGAAUUUUUUCUUUACCUGUAUAAGACUUUGUAUAUUUAAACUUAAAGGGACAUAAAACCCAAAAUAUUUCUUUCUUUAUUCACAUAGAGAAUACAAUUUUUUAAACAUUCCAAUUUACUUCUAUUAUCUAAUUUGCUUAAUUCUUUAGAUAUCUUUUGAAGAAAUAACAAUGCACAUGGGUGACCCAAUCGCACAAGGCAUCUGUUGCAGCCACCAAUCGGCAACUACUGAGCCUAUUUAGAUAUGCUUUUCAACAAAGGAUAUCAGGAGAAUGAAACAAGAUAAUUGAAGUAAAUUGGAAAGUUGUUUAACCCCUUGAGUGCUAACGACGGCUCUGAGCCGUCGCAGUUUCCCACUCUGGUGCUAAUGACGGCUCAGAGCCGUCGGUAGCACUCUCCCGUCUUGAGGGAGAUCUGGGGGCUCCCACCUGCUCCGUUUUACGUCGUGACGUCACGCGCAAUAACGUGAUGACGUCACCGCACAAUUUUAUUUAUACUGAACAAUGUUAAGUAUAGGAGCAGGGGGCAUGCUACUUAGAAGCCUGUAUCUCAGGUAUCUAAGCAGCUACAGACCCCCAAGAACACCAUUGGAAAGGUAAUCGCCUAACCUUGUAACAGUGUAAGUCUUGGGGGUCUAAAAAAAAUAAAAAUUGUUCAAAAAAUUAAAAAAACAUUAAAAAAUCUUAGCACCCAGGUGUGAAAGUGCUUAGCACUCAAAGGGUUAAAAUGCAUGCUCUUUCUAAUUCAUGAAAGAAAAAACUUGGGUUUUAUGCACCUUUAAAAUAAUACAGUAAUAUCAGUUGUGUUCUUUCCACUAAUGUUGAUUGGCUAAUAGGUACUUCCUGUCAAUGCUUGUUGGCUGUUAGGUAUUUACUGCUAAUCUUCAUGUUUUAAUCUUAUUUUAUUAUUUCAAUGACUGAACAUUUUUUUUUGAGUACAGUGUCCAUUUUUAUGUUACAAAGAGAUUUGCUGCUUAUUUUUUGCAUGGUUUAAGGACAAACAGGUGGGCAGCGAAUGUCAUUUACCAAGUAUUUGUUUGUAAAAUUAAAGGGACAGUACACCUUGAGCUUCUUAUAUAUAAUGUUUUUAGCUAUACAUUAUGAAACGACUUUGCAGUAUAUUUACUUUAUAUUUGCCCUGCCCUUUCUGAUAAUUAAGCAAUUCCUAAUAUUCAUAACUUAAAAUUCACCCUGCUAACGUCUCAAGGCUAACUGUGCUACACAACUGUUCCUAAUUGGCUUCAUCAGAUAACAACAACAACAACUGCAAAAUGAUUAACUUUAUACUACUUUUGACAGUGGCUAUCCUUAUUGUUGGUGGAUUAAAGCCCAGAUUGGCUCCUUCAAAUUAGGCAAAUGGGUGGAGUUUGGGUAUUGAAAAAUUAUUGCAUUAAAAACGGAUGUUAAUUUGUUUUUAAAAUAUUAAGGCUUGGCUGAUAUGUUAUUUUAUAGCAACACAACAGAAAUGUGUUGUAAUUUACAAGGUGUUUACUGUCCCUUCAAGUUAUAGUGCUAAACGGGGUGAAAAGACAAUAAUACUAUUUAAUAGAGAUGCACAUUUGCAUCUUUUGUGAGGAUCCAAAUGCAGAAAUAAGCAACGACUCGUGCCCUUCAGAUAUUUUAGUAGCCGGAUUGAUUCCUUUAAAAGAUCCCCACACUAAGAUCUCUGCAAAUCCAGAUCUUAGAGUCGGGAUCUUUUACAAGAAUCUACGCGGCUACAAAAAUUUCAGAAGGGAAUGAGCCGCUGCUUACUUCCGCAUUUGGAUCCUCACAAAAGAUCCAAAUGCGCAUCCCUACUAUAUAAUACUUAAAACCACUAUCUUAUGCAUUUCAAGUCAAAUUGCAGAUUAUGGAUGCCCAACCUAAUCCAGAUAUUUGUGAGUGUUGGAUACAAGUAUUAAAGGGACACUGAACCCACAUUUCUUUCUUUUGUGAUUCAGAUAGAGCAUGACAUUUUAAGCAACUUUCUAAUUUACUCCUAUUAUCAAAUGUUCUUUAUUCUCUUGGUAUCUUUUUUGAAAUGCAAGUUUAGAUGCCGGCCCAUUUUUGGUGAACAACCUAGGUUGUCCUUGCUGAUUGGUAGAUAAAUUCUUCCACCAAUCAAAAACUGCGGUCCAGAGUCUGAACCAAGAAAAAAGCUUAGAUGCCUUUUUUUUCAUAUAAAGAUAGCAAGAGAACAAAGAAAACUUAAUAGGAGUAAAUUAGAAAGUUGCUUAAAAUUGCAUGCGCUAUCUGAAUCACAAAAGAAAAAAAUUGGGUUCAGUGUCCCUUUUAAAAUAAAAAAAAAAAAAAGCUUAUACAAAGAAAGAGACCCAGACCAUGAAGCUUUGGCCCAACCAACAUCUGCCUCAGUUUUAAUUCAGGAAUUAUUUAUUUAUUUUUUUGUACCAUUCACCCCUAUGUACUGGUCAUUCUUACUCCUCUCCAUCACCCUGGCACAACCCACCCUCUUACAAGCUGUGCCCUUUUGAUUUCCGCAAAUUCAUCAUAUCGUGAAUCAAAACAGAAUUCAUCUUGGAUCUAAAUAACCUGUUUAAAGUUAAACACCUAAAAUAUAUAAACUUUCGUGUUGUCUCUGAUUAUGUUCUCAUGUUCCAUAAUUUAAUAUAUACAUUUAUAAGAUAGAAAAUAGUCUUAUUUUUGUACUAUGAGUCUUUAAACAGUAUGUGAGUGAUUUAUUAGCUAUUCAUUGAUACAGAGAGGCUUGUUCUUCUGCAAAUUUACUUUUUGGUUCAAACUUCUAAACCUGGUAUCUAGCAGGAUUGCCUUGUUUGUUUAAAAAAAAAAAAAAAAGAAAUAGUAUAUUCAAUUCUUAAAUGUUAAUACCAUUCCAACUUUAAAAACGCAAUAAAAAAUUAUUUAAUCUC